This is a messenger RNA of Porites lobata, 1340 nucleotides long. The record is from the annotation of a GenBank genome assembly. NCBI's taxonomy places the organism in Eukaryota, Metazoa, Cnidaria, Anthozoa, Scleractinia, Poritidae.
AUGAAGACCCUUCAGUACAUGGAAGGCCUUAACUCUGAAGAUACUCUGCGGAAGGUAACCUCAAAGCUGCCUUGUACCGUUGGAAUAAGAUGGUGUUGCCUUGCCAACAAGAUGUUAAGAUACGAGGAGAGGCUUGCUUCCUUUCAUGACGUGGUUGAUUUUGUCAAGGACGAGGCAGCAUUGGCUACAGACCCUGUUUUCUUACCCGACGCCCUUAAGGAAGCAAGAAAGAAUGAGUCUGCAAGUAACAGCAAUAGCAACGUCAGGAACACAAUGUGGAGAAACAACAGGAAAGGAGGAAACAAGAGCGCAACUAGCUUCUCUACAAAUGCCACACCUCAAGGCCAGAAAUCCCCACCUCGAUUUCCAGUUACAAUCAUGAUUUAGAUAACUGUCCAAAUCUCGCGAAGAAGGCCAUUGAAGAAAGAAGAUUAUUCGUACAAGAAGCUAGACUGUGCUUUGGUUGUCUUUGCCUUGGGCAUGUCUCUAAACGAUGCAGAAACAGAAAGGUGUGCAAGUCGUGCAUUAUGCCACAUCCAACGGUCCUUCGUGAUGAAACAAAGAGCACCCUUAAGGUUAAUGAAGGUUCAGCAAGUAAAGAAGUUGCCAGAGUUGCUCAGCCAGAAGAAGCCACAAGCAGCUGCACAAGUACCUGCAAUGCAACUAGAGCCAUCGACGCUAUCACAAACUCAGUGAUUGUCCCCGUCCGUGUACAUCAUAGAACCAAUCCCGAACGGCAGGUAGUGGUCUAUGCCUUACUUGAUCCCGGUAGUAAUGGCACAUUCAUCAAGGAAAGCAUACUUGAAGACCUUCAAGUCGAUGGCACAGAAACCCAACUGCAGCUGAACACGAUGCAUGCGUCAGAAGUAGUUCCCACUCGAAGAAUUACUGGUUUGAAUGUAGAAAGUAUGGGCAAGGACGCCCGUGUGGAACUGCCCAAAACAUAUACAAGAGAUGACAUACCGUCGAAGAGAGAAGAAAUCCCACGAACAGAAACUGCAAAAGUGUGGCCCCACCUAAGUGGCAUAGCCAGUAAGCUUUAUCUAUACCAAGUAGAUGUCGAAGUAGGGCUUCUCAUUGGAUCAAAUUGCCCAAGCGCCAUCAAACCAGAGGAAGUUAUCCCUUGGAGAAGCAGUGAUCCUUAUGCCAUUCUAACACUUCUUGGCUGGGGUAUUAUAGGCCCAGUCAAAGGAGGUUCUAACAAGGAAAAUUCAGAUGUCCUGUGCCACAGAGUUGCUGUUAAGAAGAUCGGUAGCAAGGAACCAUCAUCCCAUAGCUUCGUUAUUGAAUCUUACACAAAGGAGAUUAUCUCGCCUGUAGCUGUCAAGAGAAUGUUCUAG